Messenger RNA from Aspergillus lentulus, 1005 nucleotides. Its product is annotated as YeeE/YedE family protein. Gene Ontology annotation, cellular component: plasma membrane. Lineage: Eukaryota; Fungi; Ascomycota; Eurotiomycetes; Eurotiales; Aspergillaceae. The record is from RefSeq and is a predicted model, not a curated record.
AUGUUCACGCCCGUCCACACCUCCCUUGGAGCUUUGCUGCUGUUCCAGAGUUCCUCAGGCCUCCUUCUACACAAUGGAGCUGUCUUUGGCGUUUCGUCCUUGUUGUCCGGAUGCGUUUUCAAUCCCAGUUGCGAUAAUGUCCCCAUAAUCGUAGGGUUAGUCUCCAGCGUGGCUCCGAUCUAUUUGUUCGCGCCAUCCUUGAUACCAACGUAUCCACCUGCGCCGAACUCGUGGGCUUCCGUGGCGUCCACGUUUGGCAUAGGGCUCCUACUGGGCUGGGGAACAAAGAAUGGCCGCGGCUGCACAUCCGGCCACAUGCUCUGCGGUCUUUCGCGCCUGUCGCCACGCUCACUCAUCGCAACGGCCAUUUUCUUCACUACCGCCCUGCUGACCGCGAAUUUCGUCAACGGAGGCCAGACCAUUCCGCCCUGCCCGUCCGGUAUCCCCUGUUAUACCCCCGUGUACCCGUCGAUCGAGGAGCUCGCGUUCAUGGUCACCGCCACCGCUCUAACACUCGUGACAAACUUCGUAGUUGUCCCCCGAGUGCUGGACCGGUCGAAGAAGUCGACGACGAUCUUUUCGUACCUGGCCGGGUUGCAAUUCGGUCUGGGACUGUUCAUCUCCGGAAUGGCUGAUCCGGCAAAAGUCCUCCGCUUUUUUGCCGUGCUUACUGAUCCCUCUCGAUGGGAUCCUUCGCUUGCGCUCAUCAUUCUGUUCGGAAUCGGCCCGUCGCUUGCGACUUACUUGUCCGUGAAGCCUGGACAGAAAAAGGGAGAGGAACCGGAGGGAGAGGAGUCCACUAAGCCUACCUUGGCGGAUAACUGGAGACUGCCUACAUUGACUGUGGCGGAUAUUGACUGGCGGUUUGUGACUGGUGCGGCAGCGUUUGGUCUUGCCUGGGGCUUACAAGGGGUAUGCCCGGGCCCUGCGAUUCUGCGUACGGUGCUCCAACCGACAUGGGGCCUUGUGGCAAUGACGGGGUACAUGUUGGGCAACCUUUUCUAA